Chenopodium quinoa (quinoa) is the source of this 931-nucleotide messenger RNA. Its product is annotated as lipase 3-like. NCBI's taxonomy places the organism in Eukaryota, Viridiplantae, Streptophyta, Magnoliopsida, Caryophyllales, Amaranthaceae. The record is from RefSeq and is a predicted model, not a curated record. Bases 1 to 924 code for a protein of 307 amino acids. The transcript is spliced from 4 exons.
AUGGUGAACAUAGUGAAUUGCUACAUGUCCUUGCUACAAAAGACAAUGAAGUUAGCUGGAAUGCGACCCAAAAAGUUGGAGAUAGAGCCAGGAACAACCAUUCAUUUUUGGGUUAACAGCAACAAGACGAAGAAAAAGAAGAAUAAAAAGCCUCUUGUUCUUAUCCAUGGUUUCGCCGGCAAUGGCCUAAUAACAUGGAGUUUCCAAAUCUUAGCCCUAAGAAAAAAGUAUGACCUUUAUAUACCUGACCUUGUUUUCUUUGGUGAAUCCUAUACAACAACCAAAAGUACCGAGGUAACUCCAAGAUUUCACGCGGAUUAUUUUGCAAAAGGGCUAAGGAAGUUGGGUGUUGAAGAGAAAUGUGUGGUAAUAGGGUUUAGUUAUGGUGGGUUUGUUGCGUUCCAAAUGGCUGAACACCACCCUGACCUGGUGUACUCGAUCGUGGCGAUCGGCACGGUUUCGGCUUUGUCCGAGUCCCUUAGCCGUGAGUGUUCGGAACAGGUCGGAGGUCGUCCUUGGUCGGAGUAUUUGGUCCCACAAUCUGCCGAAGAUGUCAAGGUUCUUUUUGAUAUUUCUUUUCAUAGAUUGCCUCGGAUGCCUAAAUUCUGCUAUAAACACUGGCUUGAGAGCAUGUAUGACCAUAGGAAGGAGAAAGUUGAUUUAUUAGAGGCUGCUUUGAUCAAAGAUGAAGAUGUUCCUAACCAUCAAUUUAAGCAGAAAAUUCACCUACUAUGGGGCACUGAAGACAGAGUUUUCAACCUGGAAGUGGGAAUAGCACAAAAAAAGAAAUUGGGCGGCACGACUGAAUUGCAAAUUAUAACGAAUGCAGGUCACCUAGUUCAAUUGGAAAGGCCGUGCGCCUUCAACAAAUGCCUCAAAAAUAUACUGGACUCCUUGGCUAUUGACAAGAGAUUGACAACUUAACAAACUU